This is a messenger RNA of Nezara viridula (southern green stink bug), 431 nucleotides long. The record is from the annotation of a GenBank genome assembly. Lineage: Eukaryota; Metazoa; Arthropoda; Insecta; Hemiptera; Pentatomidae.
GAAACUUUACACCAUUUCAUUGUCACCAAUGAAGGCAGUAUCUAUCGGUGAAAUGAAUAGGGAAUUCGGAAUAAAUCAAUGUUAUCAAUUUAACAUGUGUAAUAAUCUGAUACGUGCAAAUGGAACAAUCCAUAGAGGUAAGGCAUUGCAGUAUCCAUGCCUGGCAUUUAUACCAUUGUGAUCAUGCGCUGUUACGAUGCUGGAAGAUUAAUAUAUACUUGGAUGAUGACGUCAAGGGAAAGACGUUUAGCACCUGGAGGAGAUAAUGUUGCAAGACAUCCGGUUCCAAGACACCAAGCAUUGGUCCCAAGAAGCGAUUUAGCCACUGGAGACAGAUCUGCAAAUGUACAGGAGAGGAAUAUUGGAGAUGAAAUUUAAUAAUUUCUUUGCAAAUUGAAAUGAAAGAAUGCUGCAGAGUAAGUAUUUAUGGA